Sander lucioperca (pikeperch) is the source of this 2872-nucleotide messenger RNA. RefSeq names its product tyrosine-protein kinase Fer-like. The record is from RefSeq and is a predicted model, not a curated record. Gene Ontology annotation, molecular function: non-membrane spanning protein tyrosine kinase activity; ATP binding. The transcript is spliced from 20 exons. Bases 368 to 2845 code for a protein of 825 amino acids. Lineage: Eukaryota; Metazoa; Chordata; Actinopteri; Perciformes; Percidae. Gene Ontology annotation, biological process: regulation of mast cell degranulation; Fc-epsilon receptor signaling pathway; chemotaxis.
CCCCUUUUCCGUCUCCGGCGGAAGCCCCUCCCUGUUAGCCGUUAGCCGUUAGCUGUGUCACCGGACGACCGGAGGAGAGUCCUCGGUACCGGAGGGUAAAUCACGGAGCAGAGGCGGGAAUGAUCCCGGGGGAGCACGGCAGAGGCUCGCGCUGACCGGACAGCUUCUUCACGUGACGUCACGGUGCGUUAGGAAGCGUAAAAACUGAAUCUGGUCCUCCGUCUGCGGCUAGUCUCUCCUUUAUUUACUGGAGAAAACGGGACCAAACACCGCAGAAACAUCAACCGUUUGACGACCAUGAAAUCAUUCGCUGCUCGCCCUCGCCGUUAGACCGAGAGAGAGAGAGAGAGAGAGAGAGAGAGACAGGAUGGGGUUCGGUCGGGAUCUGAAGAAUUCCCACGAGGGAUUACUGAAGCUACAGGACUGGGAGUUAAAGCUGCUGGAGACGGUGAAACGUUUCAUGACGCUGCGAGUAAAGAGCGAUAAAGAGUAUGCCGCCCUGCUGCUCAGCAUGACUCAGCAAACUGAGAAACAGGAAGCAGCUGAUUACGUCAGCACUGUGAGCAAGUCGUGGUGUCAGGUGGUGCGCCAGACGGAGGCGUUGGGCCGGGUCAUGCGGAGUCACGCUGACGAUCUGAACUCCGGGCCGCUGCACCGAUUGGCCACGCUCAUCAGAGACAAGCAGCAGGUGAAGAAGAGCUACCAGAGUCUUCAUCACCAGCUGGAGAGCCACAACCACAAGGUUACCAGGAGUGACCUGGACAAAAUGAAGGCCACGUAUCGUCAGCUGAGCCGCGACGCUAACAACGCCAAAGAGAAGUACCUCGAGGCGCUGGCCAAAGGCAGGGAGGCGGAGCGAGCCCGGGAGCGUUACGACAAAGCGACGGCGAAGCUCCACAACCUCCACAACCAGUACGUGUUGGCGGUCUGUGGCGCCCGCACGCAGCAGGACGAACACCGGCGCCGCGCUGCUCCAGCCCUGCUCGACGCUCUGCAGAGGAUGCAGGAGGACAUGACGCUCGCCCUUAAAAGCAUCCUCCAGGAGUACUGUGAGAUCAGCAGUCUGCUGACGGAGGAGAUAGUUAAAGUUCAUCAGGAGAUUUCGGCGGCCGUGGAGCAGAUCGACCAGCUGGCUGAGUACCAACACUUCAUCGACGCCUACAGGUCUCCGGAGACUCCCGAGGCGAGCGUGGAGUUUGACGCGUCCCUAUUGGACGAGACGGACAACCUGCCGGCUGGCGAGAUCCUCUGGAACACGCUGACGGCCGACAGCCUGCAGGCUAUGUUGUCGUCGGCGACCGAGGAGCUGUCGCUGACUCAGCAGAAUCUGAGGACGAAGGAGGCGCUGGCCGACGACCUCGACACCAAAAUACAGACCAGUCAACAGAGCACAGAGAGGAAGAGCGACUGUGUCCUGCUGCUCAGUCAGAAACUCUCUCUCCUCGAGCUUCAUCACGCCGUCCAAUCACUGCGCGGCUCUGAGGCCCGCCUGGCCUCCCAGAAGGCCCUGCUGGACGCCAAGAUGGCGGACGCCGCCACCACUCCGCCCCCGCCCCCAACUCCCCCAGCGCUGCCGUACGAAGACGACUCGCGCUCCGUCGGAUCCACGGAUAAAACUAAGGACAGGAGUUCUCGGUUCGACACUCUGCGUCAUCUUGCCGGAAUGAUCCGGUCUCCUAAAGCCAUGCUGGGCUCCUCCACCUCGCAGUUCUUCGAUGUGAUCCCGACCUCGGAGCGCCCGCUGGCCGACCAGGAGUGGUACCACGGCGCCAUCCCCCGCACCGAGGCACAGGAGUUGCUACGGCAACAGGGAGAGUUCCUGGUGAGGGAGAGUCACGGCAAACCGGGAGAGUACGUCCUGUCAGUGUUUUCAGACGAGCAGAGGAGACACUUCAUCAUCCAGUACGCUGAUAGCCAGUACCGGUUUGAAGGGACGGGCUUCUCCACCAUACCUCAGCUCAUCGAGCAUCAUUUCUCCACCAAACAAGUCAUCACCAAGAAGUCUGGCGUCGUGCUGCUCAACCCCGUCGUCAAGGAUAAGAAAUGGAUCCUGAACCAUGAGGACGUGGUGCUGGGGGAGCUGCUGGGAAAGGGGAACUUUGGCGAGGUGUUCAAAGGGACGCUGCAACGCGACAAAAUGGCGGUCGCCGUCAAAACGUGUAAAGAAGACUUACCUCCAGAGCUGAAGAUACGGUUCCUCUCUGAGGCCAGGAUCCUGAAGCAGUACGACCAUCCGAACAUCGUGAAGCUGAUUGGAGUUUGUACGCAGAGACAGCCGAUCUACAUCGUCAUGGAGCUGGUUCCUGGAGGAGACUUCCUGUCGUUUCUCAGGAAGAAGAAGGACGAGUUAAAGACGAAGCAGCUGGUUCGGUUCUCUGUGGACGCUGCUGCCGGCAUGGCCUACCUGGAGAGCAAGAACUGUAUCCACAGGGACCUAGCAGCGAGGAACUGUCUGGUGGGAGAGGGCAGCGUGUUGAAGAUCAGUGAUUUUGGGAUGAGUCGUCAGGAGGACGACGGCAUUUAUUCUUCUUCUGGACUCAAACAGAUCCCCAUCAAAUGGACCGCUCCAGAGGCCCUCAACUACGGGCGCUACAGCUCUGACAGUGAUGUGUGGAGUUACGGCAUCCUGCUGUGGGAGACCUUCAGUUUGGGGGUGUGUCCUUACCCGGGGAUGACCAAUCAGCAGGCCCGGGAGCAGGUGGAGAAAGGUUACAGGAUGGCGUGUCCCCAGCGUUGCCCUGACGACGUGUAUAAAGUGAUGCAGCGCUGCUGGCAGUAUAACCCCGAGGAGCGGCCCAAGUUCUCCGAGCUGCAAAGAGACCUCGCCGCCAUCAAGAAGAAGUGAUGCAUCAUGGGGGCGUGGUCGAUGACA